Peronospora matthiolae is the source of this 1290-nucleotide messenger RNA. The record is from the annotation of a GenBank genome assembly. NCBI's taxonomy places the organism in Eukaryota, Oomycota, Peronosporomycetes, Peronosporales, Peronosporaceae.
AUGGGGACGGCUGACGAUGACGAGCACAAGAAGCGCAGUAUCAAUGAGAUGUUUGGCGACGAGGACUCAGGAGACUCUGGUGACGAACAGGUCCCUCGCCCUACGACGUCGACAACAGCCGAUGCCUCGGGAUUAUUUGGCUCGGACUCGGAGAGCGGCGGCGAGGAGGAGAAACCAGCCAAGCGUCCUUUGCCACCGCCUGUCAAACGUGUCAAAAAGUCUCGUGACGACGAUGGAGGUCGCAAGCAGCGCGAUGAAGGCGAUGAGUAUGACUCUGGAGAAGACGUGGCUACUACCAAAGACGAUGAGGACUUUAUUGAUCGGGACGACGACCUGGCAGAUGUGCUAGGCGAGUACGCCGAGGACCGUCAGCAUUUUGAUGACGAGCGUCCGAUGGAUGAACAGGAGCCGAGGCAAGAGCAGAAGGACGAUUUCUUUGAUCGGACACUAAAAUCGCUCAAGACGGGACGCGCUCGCGCGAAGCUGAACUUGUUGCCGCAGGAGAUGGAGCAAAUUACACAGGAAGUGCUCUACCGGAUGGACAAAGCUUACGCUGACGACCUCGCAAGUAUGGCAGAACGUCGUGCCGCGCUCGAGAAAAUUAAGUUUGUGGACAGCGCCCUGCAUAUUCUGCGCAAGCUACAGUUUCAGCCCAUGUUGUUGGAUUUUGACCUGCUCACUAUUGUGAAGAAAUGGAUCCAGCCUUUUGAGGAUGACACGCUGCCUAAUGUCGGCUUACGCACGAAGAUGCUUGAUAUGGUCAGCAAAAUGCCAGUUUUCAAGGAGCACCUUAAGCGCAGUGGACUCGGGAAGGUUGUGAUGCAGUUGAUGAAGCACCCGCAAGAGACGCCUGAGAACAAGGAGCUCUGUCGGAGUCUGAUCGAACGCUGGAGCCGCGCGGUCUUCAACAAGACUCUAGAUUUCUCGAAGCUGGCUGAGCUAGAAGCCGAAAAAGCUGAGAACGAGGCUUAUCGCCGUCGUGGACGUCUGCGCAGACAGAACAAGUCAAAGAGCCAAGCACGCUCGACUGAUCGAGGUGGUAACGUAUUCAAUGCCCGUGGUGCCGAUAAUGGUUCUAAGACUGAAGCAUCCGAGCGUGCAGAGCUACCAGAACAGCUUCACAUUGAUUUCCUGCUUCGACCUCAGUCGAAGGUGGAUAUGAAUGCCGUGCAGACGAAGAAAGUGGACUCGGAUUCUCGCAAGGCACGCUUGACUAAGCGCAUGCAAGAGAUCGCGAAGCCUGGAAAGAAGACCAAACGGGCUACAGGCGUAAGCAUCGAGGGCAGAUAA